Candidula unifasciata is the source of this 684-nucleotide messenger RNA. Lineage: Eukaryota; Metazoa; Mollusca; Gastropoda; Stylommatophora; Geomitridae. The record is from the annotation of a GenBank genome assembly.
GUAGUUCAGGAAUAUGAAAGAGCUGUUAUAUUCAGACUUGGUCGACUGGUGUCAGGUGGAGCUAAAGGGCCAGGUCUGUUUUUCAUCAUCCCGUGCAUGGAUUCCUAUACAAAAGUGGACCUGAGAACUGUUUCAUUUGAUGUGCCACCUCAAGAGGUUCUGACCAGAGAUUCCGUGACUGUAGCAGUAGAUGCUGUGGUCUACUACCGGGUGCAGAACGCCACCAUGUCCAUCACCAAUGUUGAAGAUUCCAACAGGUCCACUCGCCUGUUGGCUGCCACGACUCUCAGGAAUGUGCUGGGCACCAAGAACCUCAGUGAGAUCCUCUCAGACAGGGAGAACAUCAGUCAUGUCAUGCAGAGUAACCUGGAUGAGUGUGCAGAUCCUUGGGGGAUCCGCGUGGAGCGGGUGGAGAUCAAAGAUGUGCGUCUGCCAGUUCAACUACAACGAGCCAUGGCUGCAGAAGCAGAGGCAGCAAGAGAAGCCAGGGCCAAGGUGAUUGCCGCUGAAGGUGAACAGAAAGCAUCACGAGCUUUGAAAGAAGCUGCAGACAUCAUGAUACAGUCACCGGCGGCUCUACAGCUGAGGUACCUGCAGACUCUCAACACAAUAUCAGCAGAGAAGAACUCAACCAUCAUCUUCCCACUGCCCAUAGACAUUCUGCAGACAUUUAUUAAGAAAUAG